Molecule: messenger RNA, 2472 nt
Organism: Thalassophryne amazonica
Lineage: Eukaryota; Metazoa; Chordata; Actinopteri; Batrachoidiformes; Batrachoididae
Gene: cntfr
Product: ciliary neurotrophic factor receptor
Exons: 9
Coding region: 219-1325 (368 amino acids)
Biological process (GO): cytokine-mediated signaling pathway
Cellular component (GO): signaling receptor complex; membrane; external side of plasma membrane
Molecular function (GO): cytokine receptor activity; cytokine binding
Source: RefSeq, a predicted model, not a curated record
UUAGGCUGAUGAACAGACACAGUGAGGACUGACAAGUAAACCUCUGAGUGGCAAGGAAGCAACAAAGGACAGAAAAAAGGCCACUUCAGGGCUCAGAAGAGGAGACAGAUAGGCGCUAUCUGUGUCACGCCGGUGUCGGUGUCUAUGGGUCUGUCAGUCAGGCAGGGCGACAGGCGGAUGCACUCCCUCGCCGUCUCUCUUUCUCGCAGCGCCCGCUGAUGACUUUCUCGCGUGUGUGUCCACAGAUGGCAAACCUUGUGACAUCGCUGUGCUGUGUGGUUCUGGCCGCCGUGGUGGUAGCGUACGCGCAGAGACGCAGUCAGCUCGUGGCAAGGAACCAGUACGAGCGAAAGGGCAGUGAUGUCACUAUGCAGUGCGGCUCCCUGGACAGUGACGCCUCAGUGUCAUGGAAGGUGAACGGGACAGAUGUAAAGGCACGGCACCGUCUCGAAGGCCCCAGACUGGUGCUGACCCAAGUGGACCUGGGCCAUAACGGCCUCUACAGCUGCUUUCAAAACCCACAUGGAGAAAGGCGCGACACCAUUAACCUCCGCAUCGGCAUUCCUCCUCGGGAGCCCACGGUCACUUGCCGGUCCAACACCUACCCCAAAGGGUUCUACUGCAGCUGGCACCAGCAGCACCCGACCUACAUCCCCACCGAUUUUGAAGUGGACGUGCAACAUAAUCAGCGUGCACUGGAGGUGGAGCGAGAUCCCGUCCAUAAGAACCGCUGUCGUGUUCGUUUUCCUGAGGUCUUCUCCACAUUCCCCUAUAAAGUUAAUGUGACGGCGAUCAAUGCCCUGGGCAGAGCCUCCACUGCCAUCUCUUUUGAAGAGUCCAGUAUAGUGAAACCAGACCCCCCAGAGCGUCUGGUGGCAACACCGGUCCGCAACAACCCUCGGAGACUGGAGGUGUCCUGGAACAGUCCUUCUACCUGGCCAGACACAGACAGCUUCCCUCUGAAAUACUUCCUGCGAUACCGUCCAAUGAUCCGAGAGCAGUGGCAGCAUGUGGAGUUAUCAGAGAGCACGUUCCACACCAUCACCGACGCCUACGCAGGAAAGGAAUAUAUAAUCCAGGUGGCUGCUAAAGACACAGAGGUUGGAACAUGGAGUGACUGGAGUGUUGCUGUGCACGCCACACCCUGGAUUGAAGAGCACCAGCCCAUACCUUCCACAACUGAAGUGGACCCUGUUUGUGAACCCUCCCCGACGCCGCACUCCAUCAAACCGGCUUCACAUGAAGAUCCAGCAAGUGGAGCUGACAGGCCCCUCCCCUUCUCUACACCUGUGCUGUUGGGAAUGCUGCUGCUGCUGAUAAUAUGAGGUGAAGCUCUUAAUCCUGGAUGAAGAGGAGGAGGAGGAGGAGGUGGCAGUUCUUGUUUCUAUUUUGCACAUGUUUUGAGGACACGGUGCAUUCAUCAUUUCAGUCCGUCACAGUUUACUCACAAAGAUUAGAAUCAGACUGUGAUACUGACAUUCAGCAUUUGAUUAAUGGUGAAAUUCUCCAGAGGAAUUUUUCAAAAACAAGACCAACAGACUAAUAUCGCCCCCUGGUGGCUGAUAGUGUGGGCUGGGAAUUUCCUCAGAGUGACAAAUUUGGAUCCUCAGAUGACGAAUCUUCUUUUAUUUUAAUGAUUGUUGUUAAACUUCCUUCAAAAACCACACACAUGCACAUGCACCACUCCGUGUGUGCACGUGUGUUGUUGUUGCCGUCUCCAUACAGCUAAAACAUCAUGCCAAAGACUCCUCCCAUAAACAUGGUUCCCAAACAGCUUCGUGAAGCCGGCCUGCCACCAUUGGAAGCUGAAAUGUUUGUGCACAACAGCUGAACGACUCCUGAAACCUGCUUCAUCAGACCGUGUCUGUGCACCUCCAGUGAGUGAGCAAAGCCGAUACAAUGAGUCACCUUUGACCUUUCGGGGACUAACACUUUGAAGAAUUCAGUAACAGUAGCGUGGCUUAUGUAGAAGACUAGCUUUACACUCUGCUUUCAUUGGCGAUGAAGACUCGUAAAGUGGAUUCUUAUUUUUUGGUGAAGAUGAAGUUGGAGUGUUGAGACAACCUGCUGGUUUCUCUUUCUCCUCUGUGCUGUAAAACACAACAAUUCUGACGCCUUUACAACCAACAAAAUGGCUUUUAGCAGUUUACAUUUCCACAGCCAAGUAUCACCAGUUAAUAUUAUGUUACUCAAAGAAAAAUCUGUGUUUUAUUGUCUUUUUAUUUUAUGGAAGAAGGAUAAAAACACACCCAUAGGGUUUAGUUUUCUCAUUUUUUCAGACACUCAUAAUGGCUUAAUUCUCUUUGAACCUAUUUUGUAAACUAUAUGUAACUUUAACAUGGAACAAAAAGUUUAUUAUUUAAUAAUAAUAAUAUUAGCAGUAGAAUGUCGUAACCUGUACCUGGGGUAUUUUUUAUAGCUGUAUAUACAAUGACAGGUUUCAACCAUUAAAUGUGACCAUUUCACAAUGAA